Dendrobium catenatum is the source of this 1219-nucleotide messenger RNA. Its product is annotated as protein NUCLEAR FUSION DEFECTIVE 4-like. NCBI's taxonomy places the organism in Eukaryota, Viridiplantae, Streptophyta, Magnoliopsida, Asparagales, Orchidaceae. The transcript has a single exon. Gene Ontology annotation, cellular component: membrane. Gene Ontology annotation, molecular function: transmembrane transporter activity. Gene Ontology annotation, biological process: transmembrane transport. The coding region runs from base 77 to 1117 and encodes 346 amino acids. The record is from RefSeq and is a predicted model, not a curated record.
UCUGGGUCUCAGUGGGGCUAUACUCAUUCAAAUAUACCGAACAUUAUUUAAUGGCAACCCAAGCUCAUUUCUCCUGAUGCUUGCUCUGUUACCCACGCUCAUUCCAUUUUUGCUGAUGUUUUUUGUUCAAAUACACCAUACAAAUGGGGGAGAUAAUCUCAGAUAUCUUAAUGUUUUUUCAUUCAUUUCUAUAGCAGUUGCUACAUAUCUUAUGAUUGUCAUAAUAGGAGAGCAUUUCAUCACAUUACAACUAUCAAUCCGCAUCUCAAUAUUCUUACUGCUGCUGCUACUUCUCAUAUCUCCAUUAUUCGUAGUAUUCAAAGCUCAAUUAACAGAAUCCAGAAGCAGAUCAGCUUAUCAUGAUGAAAUCAGAUUGAUAGAAGAUAUAAAUCCACCAGAAAAUGAGGAACAGAAGAGCAACCGAGAUCAAGGAUUUCUUCCAAGAGUUGAAAACAUGAAUCUAUUUCAAGCAAUGAGAACAUCUGAAUUCUGGCUGCUUUUUCUAGUCAUGGCCUGUGCAAUGGGUUCUGGUCUGGCAACUGUGAACAACAUCAGUCAAAUAGGAAGUUCUCUUGGCUACACAAGCACGGAAACAAGCACUUUGGUUUCUCUAUGGAGCAUAUGGAAUUUUCUCGGUCGAUUCGGCGCCGGCUAUAUCUCGGAUUACUUUCUUCACGAGAAGGGCUGUGCGAGGCCAUUUUUCAUCGCCUUAACCCUCGCUCUUAUGACCAUUGGUCAUGUCAUCAUCUCCUCUGGUUUUCCAGGCUCAUUGCAUUUGGGUUCAAUACUCAUAGGAGUCUGCUAUGGUUCUCAGUGGUCACUGAUGCCCACAAUCACUUCAGAAUUGUUUGGUAUAAGGCAUUUUGGAACUAUUUUUAACACAGUGGCCAUUGCAAGUCCAGUAGGGUCUUACUUCCUUUCUGUAAGGGUGGUUGGUUAUAUCUAUGAUAUAGAAACAUCAUCUGGAAUGGAAGUCUGCAAAGGUACACACUGUUUUAUGCUAUCUUUUCUUAUAAUGGCGUCUGUUACAACGAUCGGAUUCGCCGUUUCGACGGCGUUAUUCCUUAGGACAAGAGUGUUUUACAAACGGUUCAUAUUGAUGAGAUCUUUAUCCUGAGCUCUGAAAUGUGUUCCUCUUACAUGGUUUUAUGUUUUAAGGUAUAUGGUGUAAAUGAAUAGUCAUUUUGCUCACAUAAGCAGGGAUGAAAUUCUUGUUCCA